Messenger RNA from Acanthoscelides obtectus, 373 nucleotides. Lineage: Eukaryota; Metazoa; Arthropoda; Insecta; Coleoptera; Chrysomelidae. The record is from the annotation of a GenBank genome assembly.
UGUUUGACGAAGACGCAGAUGAGGAAACUAAAGUAAAAAUUGUUGCUAAUUUAACCAAAAGAAGUCCAAUCAGCCCACGUGAAACGCUACAUCCCAUCGAAAGAAGAACUUUCUGACCCACUUUAUGAGAAAUGACCUUGUUCCAAUCAAAAGCAAGUCCUGGUUCAGUCGACUAAAAAUUGAUGACAGUUUUCUCGACGAGUGGCCACAUAAUGAUUCUUUUCAGCACGCUAAGAAUAAGGUGCAACCGCUGAGAACAGUAGUUAACGAUACGGCAGAAAGAGUAGUCAAGUAUAUACAGGCAGGUAUAUGCUGACUGCGAAAAGAAAAAAUGAAAAGAAAAUUUGGUAAUGUUCUUUUACUGAUAAAUGUG